Molecule: messenger RNA, 492 nt
Organism: Merops nubicus (carmine bee-eater)
Lineage: Eukaryota; Metazoa; Chordata; Aves; Coraciiformes; Meropidae
Product: homeobox protein Meis2
Exons: 4
Biological process (GO): positive regulation of cell population proliferation; brain development; animal organ morphogenesis
Molecular function (GO): DNA-binding transcription activator activity, RNA polymerase II-specific; RNA polymerase II cis-regulatory region sequence-specific DNA binding
Source: RefSeq, a predicted model, not a curated record
GUUCAUGAAUUGUGCGAUAACUUCUGCCAUCGGUACAUUAGUUGUUUGAAAGGAAAAAUGCCAAUAGACCUCGUUAUUGAUGAAAGGGAUGGCAGCUCCAAAUCAGACCACGAAGAACUCUCAGGAUCUUCCACAAAUUUAGCCGAUCAUAAUCCUUCAUCUUGGAGAGACCACGAUGAUGCAACCUCAACACACUCGGCAGGCACACCGGGGCCCUCCAGUGGGGGCCACGCUUCCCAGAGCGGAGACAACAGCAGCGAGCAAGGAGAUGGUUUAGACAACAGUGUAGCCUCACCUGGUACAGGGGAUGAUGAUGAUCCAGACAAGGACAAAAAGCGUCAGAAGAAAAGAGGCAUUUUCCCCAAAGUAGCAACAAAUAUCAUGAGAGCGUGGCUUUUCCAGCAUCUCACACAUCCAUAUCCUUCAGAGGAGCAGAAGAAACAGUUAGCCCAAGACACGGGACUUACAAUUCUACAAGUAAACAACUGGUAA